Messenger RNA from Trichomycterus rosablanca, 1397 nucleotides. It is a transcript of the gene fezf2, whose product is annotated as FEZ family zinc finger 2. The record is from RefSeq and is a predicted model, not a curated record. Lineage: Eukaryota; Metazoa; Chordata; Actinopteri; Siluriformes; Trichomycteridae. Bases 1 to 1251 code for a protein of 416 amino acids. Gene Ontology annotation, biological process: regulation of transcription by RNA polymerase II. The transcript has 4 exons. Gene Ontology annotation, molecular function: RNA polymerase II cis-regulatory region sequence-specific DNA binding; DNA-binding transcription factor activity, RNA polymerase II-specific.
AUGGCGAGUUCUUUAAAUCUGGACAUGUCCUGUCCGCGUUUCGAGGCCAGGAGCGCGUCGGAAUCCGCUCCCAAAUCCUUGGCUUUCUCCAUUGACAGGAUCAUGUCCAAUUCCAAAGAUGAGCGCAGAGGAUCGGAUAGAGGACCGACUGGUUUAUGCGCACCCAUUCCUUGCAUGAUCCCCAUCCAACCUUUGGCGUAUGAUCUCCACGCAAAGACGCUUGUGAACUACUCCGAGUUUUGGAGAGCCAAUUUGCGCGGUGCGCUCUGCACAUCUGCCGCAGGAUGCAAACCCAGCUGCGGUGCGUGCCCCAAAACAGACCCGGGAUUCAAGCUGCCAGGAACUCGAGUGAUCAAACCACAGGUCAUCCACCAAGCAGUGACAGUACCCAACGCGUCUUUGUAUUACUUUAACUACCUGGAUGCUGCUUAUCAUCAAUCCGAGCUGCUCAGUGGACAUUUAUUUUCUUCAGUGGUCGCCAACUCGCAAGCGCAGGCCAUCAGUGCGCACCAGAAACUGUUGCUUCUGGAUGGCGCAAAACUGGCAGAGAAGGUACCAACCCCGCAGUACCCACAUAAAGAGCGCCUGCCCGGACAGCUGGACCACCUGAUGAAGGAAAAUCACGGACUAGGAACAGAGAAAAGUAGUACCAAAGUACUCAGCAAAACCAACACCUGUACUACAGAUGGAAAACCGAAGAACUUCACCUGCGAAGUGUGUGGGAAGGUGUUUAAUGCGCACUACAACCUGACGCGGCACAUGCCGGUGCACACAGGCGCAAGACCGUUCGUGUGUAAAGUGUGUGGGAAAGGUUUCCGUCAGGCGAGCACACUGUGCAGACAUAAAAUCAUCCACACACAAGAAAAGCCUCAUAAAUGUAACCAGUGCGGAAAAGCUUUCAACAGAAGUUCAACGUUAAACACUCACGUCCGGAUUCACGCAGGAUACAAACCGUUCGUGUGCGAGUUCUGCGGGAAAGGUUUCCACCAAAAAGGAAAUUACAAAAACCACAAACUGACGCACAGCGGAGAGAAGCAGUUCAAGUGCACGAUCUGCAGUAAAGCCUUCCAUCAGAUCUACAACCUGACCUUCCACAUGCACACUCACAACGAUAAGAAGCCCUUCACCUGUUCCACCUGUGGGAAAGGUUUCUGCAGGAACUUUGAUCUGAAAAAACACGUUCGGAAACUUCACGAAAACAGCAGCGCCUGUUUAUCCAGCAGCGACGAAACUUCCAGACUGCACAACUGAUCCACAUAACAGCCAUUAUUACACACGGACUCAACAACACGGUACUUGCUGUACAAAAUCCCUUCAGCCACUGAUGGAAUGUGAAGGAUUUCGAGGAAUCUCAGCGCAAUUGUAAAUAAAACAGAAUAAAAUAUUAUUUAAAAUGA